UUUUGAAGUGUAUCGGAUAUCACCUUGCACAACCCAUGCAAAAUGUCCAUGACUUACGGUAAGCUUUUAACCUUUUAUUUUGCUGUCUUAUAUGCACAAAAUAAACAAUUCUGCUUGAAAAAAGAAGCUGUAUAACCUCCUUUUAUAAUAUCUAGCUAUUAAUGUGUUUUUAUAGCUUUAUUUUUGUUUUGACAGGGACAAUUCCGGCCUUUUAUCGAGAGGUCUAUCAAACUCUUUGCACGGACGGAUCCAGUAAAAUUGAGAAAGAUGUGUUGCAAAAGGUUUUGACAAAAUCUGGUCUGCCCGUUGCGACUGUAGCCACGGUUAGUACGUUUUAUGCGCGGGGUUUUUGUUCGUAAUUAGGACAUUUAUUAUAUCGGUCUUAAGCAUUUAUUCCUGGCAAAUUUGUUAAAUUUGAUGCCCCUUUGCCCAUGUAUGGCUGAUGCAAAUAUUAUCCGAUUUGUAACAUUUGUGAUGACACGUGUUUAUUUAACCUUGCCUAAACUCUGUCUAGUGGCAGAUGAUUUUACUCUUCAAGGGGAGAGUGCUACCACUCAGAGUUAACCAUUGAGUGGCAGCACUUUCCCCCUGACAAGUAAAAUUGUCUGGUGUUAGAGUAAAAUAAUAAAGUAGAGCACAUGUGGGCGUAUUGUCACUUAAAGAGUUAACAGGAUGCAUGGACAGAUUAACCCAUUGAGUGGCAGCAUUCUCCCCCUGACAAGUAAAAUCGUCUGGUGUUAGACAGAGUAAAAUAAUAAAGCAGGCAUUAAAAUACGGAAUUUUUACAACGACACACUUUGCCUUCAGAGGCAUAUUUUUGGUAUAAAUGCGCAGACUCACGAGAACGAGUGGCGAAGCCACAAGUUUAGCGUCGAAGACGCGAGCUUUUAAGGGGGUCUCUGAAAUGGCAUUCUCAGUGUUCUGAGAACAGAAUUUGGAAAAUAUUUGGCCAUUUUGCGUGGAUUACAUUAAUAUAUUUUCGGUUUAAUAUAUUUUCAAGUACACACUUUUCAAUUUACAAGGGCACAUUCGCCUUUUACAAGGACACAAAGUGUGUACAAGGACACGCUAUUUUAAUGCCUGUAAUAAAGUAAGGCGCAUCAGGGUGCUUUGCCAGUGUGUUUAACCCAUGAAGUGGCAGCACUCUCUCCUUGACAAGUAAAUUCAUCUGGCAUUAGAUGGAAUAAAGUAAUAAAGAAGGGCACAUCAUGGCGCAUUGCCACUAAAAGGGUACACUCUGGCAGAGGGUGAAACUUUUUUAUCAAUAUAACCUAAAUCAAAGUAAAUAAAGGAGGGGUGCAAGCAAGGGGUAGGGAUUUGACCAAAAAAUGAACUUUUGUGUAAAAUUCCGGUUAAUAUGCAAAAUACUUGAAGAUUGCGAUGAAUGUUCUGGACAAUCCCCCACCUCUUACCCUCCCCCCAGGGAUUUACAUUAAUAGGUAGUAAGUUAAUGGUUAAUACACCCUUCCCUUGUUAUCAUGUAUGUGAGAUUAAUUAAUUCAAGCCUUUCAAUCAUGAAAAUGAGGCUGUGUAGCCAAAGUGAUAUACUUUCCAGAAGGGUCUAUUAACCUGCCCAUGCAUCAUGACUUAAUGUGUGUCAAAUUUGUUUUAGAUAUAUGAGAGUGCAGACUCUGGUCAUGAAGGUUCAGUUGGCAGAGAUGGUCUCUACAAGGCACUUGCUCUUACUGCACUUGCACAGCAGGGGAAACCGGUUAAUGAGAAGUUACUGGAAGGAUUCAUUGGCAUGGGUAUGUUACGGUAUUUCUGUAUGCUUCUGUCCCAUUCACAUUUUUUAUUUGUCACUUGCAAAUUAUGCACCAGAUUCGACAAUCAUGGAGAGAGAUUUGAUGCCAUUCUCAGAAAAAUCACUAAUUACUGGAAAUGCACCCAACUUUAUUUUAAUUAUUCAUCUAAGGGGAGAGCGCUGGAAAUAAAGUACGCAUGUAUAUUUAUUCUUUACCGCAGAACUUCCCAAACCAGACCUUGGUGACAUAACAGAUGUGAAAGCUGCGAGCAUUCAAGUGCAGAAGAAGAAGAAUCCUGCAAUCCUUGGACUUAAGUAUGAGCAACUGGUUGCUAUGGAUACAAUAUCUGUGGAUCUCGUUCCUGAGAAAAAAGGAAUACUUCUCAAACACAACGAAUACAGCAUACACAGCGAGGUAUGGUUAGAUUUCUAGAUGAUUCCGGUUGGCCAUUUAACAGUAAUGGUGUCUUGUCUAUUGUAGGGUAGGGGUGGCAGAACUGGGGGCGGGGGCUUUGCCCCCAAAGGUAAAACUAUGUACGAUCACCAAAUUGGCUGAAAAUUAGUCCCCCUCCUCUAGUUCUUUUGCCACAGUUAAAAUUAUAUGGUAUUUUGAAAUAUUUUCUAAGUAUGAAACCUUUCUCGAUAUCUGUGAUUUUGUGUAGAAUCAGGGGUCCCAGUUGGUUUGAAAAUGCAUUAUUCAGAAAUAAAGUUAAUUAUCUGUAAUACGAUUCUUUUUAAGAAAUACAAAACGACAGUCCAUCGACGUUACAAAGAUUUUGAAGCUCUCUUUGAUCUAUUACUUGCACGUUUUCCAUAUCGAAUGGUACCAAAGUUACCUCCAAAGAAGGCUGUUGGAGGUAUGUAAAAGGUUUCUGAUAAAUACAAAAUUUCACAUUAUUUUGAAAAAUUAUCUCCUAUUGUUGCCUCAGGGAUUGUUGCCAUAUGAUUAAUCUUGCACUGGAAUUCUCUUACCUUUGCAUAUACUGUAACCCCCUCCCCCCAUGUAUUCAGAUAAAAGACAUACUGUACCAUAGACAGCUACUGUACAUAUGCACAAUAAGCUCAUGUUAUCAUUGUUGUACUUUGAAGCGAGUAAAGAGUUUAUUGAAUCAAGAAGACGAUCAUUAAGAAGAUUUCUCAAUAUAAUUGCUCGACAUCCUGUUCUAAACAGUGAUAAAAUCUUUGUAUGGUUUAUGACAACAAAAGGAUCAGUAAGUGUUGCUUAUCAGAAUAUCUGCCCUGUGCAAUAUGCAUCCUACUCUGUUAUAAUAAUUUUACCCUAUCUAAUGAAUACAAUGAAAAGGAUUGUUUUUUUUUAAUAGGAUAUAGGAGUCAAACUCAAAGAUCAAUUUAAAGGAAUUCCAGAUGAGUUUAUGACCAGUGCUUCAGCCAGUAGAGCAAAGGUAUAUCACAUUGCACUAUAUAUUGUGUAUUGCCUACCAACUACUAUAAAUACUGGAUCUAAACUCUUCUCUCUAAAAGUCCUGGGGGCAGUUUUAUGAAGGCUGUAUAGCUCAGUCCAUGGAAUAGUGAUUUUUUAAACUUUUCUAUGAAACUACAGAUAUGGACCCCUCAAAUGAUAAAAAGAAACUUUAAUUAAAAAUAUAAAUACUAAAGUUGUAUUUGGGUUUCCGUUACACUAAUCACAACAGCAGAUUAUACAAUAGCCGCUAUGCCACAUUUACAACACAAUACAAGUUCUUUUGGAUAGAUCUACUGUAUGUAAUUCACUACGGUUGGUUCACAGAAUCAGCAAAUCUUCUCCAUUGCUUCAAACCAUUUGGUAAUCGUCAUACAGGACUGGUAUACAUGUAACUUUUGUAAUAUAACACUGCAUAUUAUUUUAGCAUAAUGUUUCGUAUUUAGGAGUUGGUAUCUAAAGACACACAGCUGCAUUUCAGCCAAGCAAGGGAACAACUGUUUAAAGUUCAUGAUAGUUGUUAUAAUCUGAAAGAAAUCAUGGAUCGACAAGGAACAAGGACGCUUAGUAUGUCAAAUAGUGAUUUAUAACUAAUUUAGGGUUCUUGCUGAAAAAAAUUGGGAAAAUAGAUUUAGCUUGAUCAUUCUGAUAUCCUGUCUUCAUCUUCACUAUUUUAGAUUAUGCAUCUGACAUGUUGGAUGUUGCAAGACAAUUAAAGUAAGCCAUGUUAACCAUUGAGUCACAUUGCGCCCAGAUGUGCCCCACUUUAUUAUUUUACUCUAAUGCCAGACAAUUUUACUCUUCAGGGGGAGAGUGCUGCCACUUAAUGGGUUAAUGUGCAAGACUCUCUCCUUGAUGCAUAAACUAGUCUGACAUUAGACAGAGUAGACUAACAAAGUCAGAUGCAUUUAGGCACAUAUUGCAGCAGUUGUGACCAGAGAGGUGGAAGGCAUAUCCACUAACCUCUGAAUUAGUGGCUUCAAGUCUGUACAUUUUUCUUUGUACCAUUCUUACAGUAAUUUAAGCAAUGAUAAAACUCCGUCAUCUUCUUGGGCAACCGGAACUAACACAAAUUGGACCAACUUAAAACAAGGCUUCAAAGGAUUAUCUGUCCAUUUUGAGAAAGCUUCAGAAGCCGCAGCUAAACAGGUAUGGCAGAGGACCUAAGUGUUGCAUUUUUUGCAACUGCUCCUUGUUAGGCCUUAAUGACCAAACCCUGAAACCCGGCAAUGGCUGUGGUCAACUCUGGGUAACAGAGAGAGCAUGUGUCACCCUCAUGCAUGCAGAGAAUUUUAAAUUCAUAAAUUUUAAAUGCAUCACCUUUGCCAUUUGCAGUACAUGGCAGAUGACGACAGUUCAGCAGAGCAUUUGGCAUAUUUUCUGGAUGUGACUUCAGCUUAUAAGGUACGAGUGGACUUGUAAUAAACAUUUCCAACAUGCAUGCUCUAAUAUGGCCUAUCGUUUAGGACUUGUGCAAACGAUUGGAGAGUGGCGUUUUAAAGGAUCACCAACAUGCCUUACAAAAAAUGCAACAAAUUAAGAAACGCCAGAUUCAUGCCCAAGCCAGGGGCCAGGAACACUCUGCCAUUGAUGAACUGGAAUCCAGGAUAGUACAACAGGAAAAUGAAAUCUCCAACAUGGAAACACGAAAUUUCUUCUCGUUACACUGUGCUCAGCUAGAGACACAGUUAGUUCAUGCAAAUUUAAAUAUACUUCAUGUUGCGCUCAAGACAUUGGUCGCUUCACAGGUCAUUGAACAUGAAGAUGUAAGUUUCUCUUUCUGUUAUUUUUUAAAUUUUUUUAAAUGUUCUGAAAGUUUGGAGUGGUUUGGGGCACUUUUUGAAUGCCCCCCCCCCCCUUUGUGUUACAUGGUGUUCAGUAUCACACAUUUCAUUUUUUUUUUUCAGUUAACAGGUGUGUGGCAAGCAAUGGUAUCCAACGCCGAAAACCUGCUUUCCAGUCCAGAUCAACCGGUUUCACCACCAGUAUCACCUGUAUGAAAUUAAUUAUCAAACUUUGGGUUUUGACCCACAGAGAAGUUAGUUUAUCAUAGUAAUUAAAUUCUAUAUAUGACUAUACUGUAUUGAGGUGUGUUGUAAACAUACUGCUACAGAUAAUUUGGUUUUAAUAUAAGUCAAUGAAUUGCCUGCCAGCUUGGGUUACUAGAUGUUGUGUCCCAGGGUCAGGUGAAAUUUUUAUUUUAAUGACAAAACUCAACAUUGGUUGCUAUUUUUUAAAUUUACUGCCAAUAUUUUAUUAAAAUAUCAUUAAUUAUUAUCAUUCUCAAAGAAAAUUGAAAGGAAAUUGAAUGUUUAAUUAAUAUCUGUAAAUCGGAUGCAGAUUUCAACUUGAUUUACAUAAAGUUUAGCUUCAUUUUUUCUUGCCAAAAUGAACCUAAUUGUUGGCCAGUUAUAGUUGGUAAAGCUAGUUGAUGGCCUUGGUGCAUUAUUUUUGUAAAUGUGGCAGUUAAAAUAUGGGGUGGCUUAUAUUUUAUAAACAGUUUGGUGCAUGGACAAAGCUAUCCAUUAGUUGUACAAGAAGAGGUCAUGGUAAUCUGUCUACAGGGCUUCAUCUGCAGUCUGACAGAUUGUCGAUAUUUGUGUAAUUACUGUAUAAAGACAAAAUGAGGCCAAGAGCCACGUUGAGUUAGUUGAUUGAAAGAAAAAAAAUCAUAAAAGAAAUAAAAACAUAUGACCAAGGUUAACCCUUUAACCCAUUGAGUGGCAGCACUCUCUCCCUGACGAGUAAAUUGUUUGUUAUUUUACUCUGUCUAACAGUGGGUUAUUUUAUUCUGUCUAACAUGCCAGACAUUUUAGUCCUCAAGGGGAGAGUGCUGCCACUUGAUGGGUUAAGUAUAGGCCGGUACAACUGAAAUAGAGAUUAUGUGGUGUAUUUCAGAAUAAUCUUUUUAUUCUAAUUGUAAAACUAGAGCACACUAAUAAAUGAUAAUUAAAUUCUCACAUGUAAUUUUAUACCUGUCUGUGUUUCAAGUAUUAUAUCAGCCUGCGGGCAAGUCUUUUCUCGCAAAAUUUAACUUGCAGGCUGGUCCAACUGACACACACUAAAUUAAUUAAUAAGCUACUAUACUAUGCUAUUUCUAUUAUUUUACAGUCUGAUUAUCAUUAUAUCAGUUUGUGGACCCCUUGCGUUGCCACAAAUAUGUAAAAAACAGUGGCAAAGCUGCCCAUAGCAACAGGUCGUGCUAUAAAAUGUUUUAAUGAUUUGCACUAUUUAUACCUUUAGAAAUUUCUCUUUGACCUAUUUAUGGCAGGUGUUUUAGCAUAUCAUAACCAGUUACCUGACCAGCUUUGCCAUUGCCAUCAAAACAUUAAUUGGAUAGCAUGGGGUUCUCAAAACCAAAUGAAAAUACAUUGGAAAAUUCUAGUCACUGGAUUAUGUAUGUAUGGCACACAUACAGUAUGUUAUCUCUGGGGCCAGUUGUUCAAAGUUGGAUUAGGUUGUUUUAGUUUAUGUUUUUCUGCACAUCUAUUUUAAUACUUCAGAGAAAAAACUCGGACAAGAUUUCUGAAGAAAUAUGUCCAAAUUUAUAAACCAGUCUUUUGGAAGUUUGCUUUGAAUUUUAAGUUAGCCUUGGAUUAUGCUUAUCCAGCUUUGAACAGUUGGUCCCUGAUGUAAUGAAUUAUAUUGAACUGGUUCAUAUUCUAAUAUACCAAAUCCUUAGUACCACCUUGAUGUCCGAGUCAUGAUCUGGAAUAUUGAAUCUCCUCUUCCUCGGCAUUCAAAGCUUCAAGUAGCCAAUCAGAUUGGUUGUUACUGCCAGCACCUGCUUUAUAAUAAUCCCCAUUUAUUGGAAACCCAUGAUUUUCAUCUGGAGGUGAUAUGAGACACUGCAACAGAGCCAUGACCAGCGAGUACACGGCACAGACAGCUGCCGCACAUUCAAACACUUGUAUAGGACCAUAAAGUUGGUAACCGAUGGAUGCCAACACACCGCCGACGCCCAUGCCGAGCCCAUAAUAUGAUGUGGUAAACAGAUUCUGCAUUGAUCGUUCGAAGCCAAUUGGUGCAACCAAGACGGCAAGGGACAUUGAUGUUAACCAAAUCGAAGAGGAUGUCAGCGCAUGGAGAAACUCUAUUGGGAUAACCAUCAACGGGUGGUUAAUAUAUGAAUACAAUAUGAACCGAGUGGCAAACCCGAACAUCGAUAUGAAAAACAUCCAACCGUGUCCAAGCCAGUGUAUCAGGUAUUUGGUUAAAAAUAAUAGGGGUAUCUGGGAUAGCCCUGAUACGAACACUAUUAACCCCAUAUGUAUCUCAUUACCCCCGAGGUCUUGGAUGUACCAGAAUAGGUAACUCGAUACGGCAGAUUGCGCUGUGCCGAGUAUUGCCAUGGCAACAAUAGCUACGAUGCAAUUUGGGUUCUUGCAGGCGACUUUUAGUACUCGGCAGAAUUUAAAUUUGGCAGUCACUUUGUGUGCUGGGGCUUUCAUGAUUACAACGAAUAUGAGAGCUGUCGUUGCAAAUAGCAUGUGGAAGCCAAAAUGCAGGUCGAAAACAUUCUGCGACAGCUUGAAACUGCACGGUAACUUGUAAACAACCACUGCCACAAGCAAUGACAUGACACUCCAGCCAAGAACACUGCAGAGUCGCUGUAUAUUAUAACUCGCAUUAUGUUCUUUAAUGAUUGCCAAGCUGACUAGUUCAUGAAGGGGCUUUGCCGGGCUUGACAUAAAUGUGCCGACAGCUACUAUCACCAAAAAUGUCAAGAACUGUUUAUCAAAUUUCAGACCAAUAGCAUGAAAUAUAUCUUGUUCAAUGCUCACGUUGAACAUAGCUUGAAAAUGGAUUGAAUUGUUUGUGUUGACAUGAUUAAAUAUACUAGAACCCAAAUUAGUCAUCAAACUUUGGUUCACAUUUUCGCCAAUAUCAGCGCAGUUCUGUCUCGUUUUUUCUUGAUAUUUCGCUGUAAACACGAACGCCAUGUUAGCCAGAGCGCCAAAGAGCACAGCCAUUACAAGGACACAUUUGCGAGCGUUUAUUUUGCUUGCAAGAAACGACAGCGUAGGUGCAGACCAAAAGAUAAUUAAAUAUCUUGUUGAAACCAAGAGGCCAGCUUGGAUGGCAGACAUGCCAUUUAGACGAAAAAAUAUCGGUAGAAACGGCAUGAGGCAUCCUAAACUUGCCGAGUAAAAGAACACGAAUAGUUUUGGAGUUAACAGGAAACGCUGGUAGGUCGACGAGCCAUGGUUUUUGUCAAAUUCCAAAUACAUCUUCGAGUUUAAAAUCGCUUCGACACCAGGACCAGGGUAGCUUAAGUUUGCUGUCGUUUCACAAAAAAGAUCAAACACUACGAUUUUGUCGAUUUAGGCUUUAAAGUUUAAAAACCAUGACAGCAUUAAGGUUACGUAAAAUAUUUCAUCUAAAAACAAAGCAAUUUGCAUAAU
This is a messenger RNA of Paramuricea clavata, 8569 nucleotides long. The record is from the annotation of a GenBank genome assembly. NCBI's taxonomy places the organism in Eukaryota, Metazoa, Cnidaria, Anthozoa, Malacalcyonacea, Plexauridae.